UCUGGUCCUCUCCUCUACAGAGAGCACAGCUGAAGAGUGAGCCUCGGAUCUCCAGAGCACACCUAAGGUUCACUAAUGCUGUGAAUUAAACCACAGUCUGAACACGAUUGCCAGGCAUCCAGGGGACUCCUAGGAGGAUGUGGAAUGACCGAUUCAGUCAGCGAAUUUAAAAGAAAUCCCAUCACUCCGUGCACAUAAGGCUUUACUUGAGAUUGUUGUGCCCAGAGGGGAGUUGAUUUUAACACGGCCAGCCAAUUGCUGAGAGCAGCAUGGAGACAACAGCUAAGAGAACCAGGAGUGAAAAGAUUCUGAACUGCUUGUAUCAAAAGCCUGAGGCAGUUUUUAAGCUGAUUUGCUUUCCCUGGGCGGGAGGCGGCUCCCUGCAUUUUGCGAAGUGGGGCCAAACGACUAGUGGCUUACUGGAAGUGCAUGCUGUAAGGCUUGCUGGAAGAGAAACCCGUGUUCAAGAGCCUUUCGCAAAUGACAUCUACCAGAUAGCUGAUGAAAUUGUAUCUGCUCUGCUGCCCAUCAUCCAGGAUAAAGCAUUUGCAUUUUUUGGCCACAGUUUGGGAUCCUACAUUGCUCUUCUGACGGCGCUGCGCCUGAAGGAGAAACACAACAUGGAGCCCCUGCACUUCUUUGUGUCCAGUGCAUGUGCCCCCCACUCAGUAUCCCGGCCUCAAAUUCCUGAACUUAACAAAUUGUCAGAGGAACAAGUCCAACAUUACCUUCUGAAUUUUGGAGGCACUCCCAAGCAUCUCAUUGAAGACCAUGACUUUAUGAGGCAAUGCACUCCCUUACUGAAGGCAGACAUGAGCAUUAUAAAAAACUUCAUCUUUGACACACCCUCGAAAGCUCUUCUUUCUCGGGACAUAACGUGCUUUGUUGGAUCUGAAGAUAUAGUAAAGGAUCUAGAAGGCUGGAAGGACAUAACCAGUGGGAAGACUGACAUCCACAUGCUGCCUGGAGACCACUUCUAUCUGCUGGAACCUGACAACGAGAACUUUAUCAAGAACUAUAUAACCAGGUGUCUGGAGCUGGCAUCCCUCGACUGCUUUUAGUCAGGCUUUCCUUGGGAUCUCAAAUGCGCAAGCUGUCCUCCAGGUCCAGCUGUUAGUUUUCAGAGAUGGGGAAGUGCAUAUUAACGAAUCCCUUCACAGAACAUUUAUCCCUCUGGGGAAAAGACAAGUGCUGAAGUCAGGGACACAAAGGUAGUUGAUAGCUGCAGCAGGAAGAGGGGGUAUUUUUCUUUGGGGGUUGUUAUCCCCUGUAGGUUACCCAUGUUCCAGUGAAUGACACUACAACCUCGGGGCACACACAGGCAGCACUGAGGGGACUCUGAGGGUUAUUUAAAAAGGAGGAGGAGGAGAAGGUGAAAGAGAACAUGAAGUCGGGAGGGGCAGGCAAAG
This is a messenger RNA of Meriones unguiculatus (Mongolian gerbil), 1409 nucleotides long. RefSeq names its product oleoyl-ACP hydrolase (gene Olah). Lineage: Eukaryota; Metazoa; Chordata; Mammalia; Rodentia; Muridae. The record is from RefSeq and is a predicted model, not a curated record. The transcript has 8 exons. The coding region runs from base 270 to 1061 and encodes 263 amino acids. Gene Ontology annotation, biological process: lipid biosynthetic process.